AUGGAUAUAAAAGCCCUUCAUCUAAAAGUUCAAGAGAUGAGACAAUCUUUCUUUGACGAGGGGUACCUUGAUUGUCAGUAUACUCAGAUAGAAGCAUUGGAGAAAGACUCAACCCCUUAUUUUAUUGUAGAAAUUAUAACUCUCUACUUCAGAGAUUCCCCUAAUGUUAUUGCGGCUUUGGAACAUGAACUAUGCACAACUGCAAGAUCUAGGGCACAACUCUACGUAAAGGAGCGAGAGCCAGUAGAGCUAACCAAGAUUACCAAAUGCAUUAAUCGCAUCGGCGCCAUCAAAGUUAACAGUGAACUUGAGAAGGCAAACGCACUUCUCAAAUCUGGCAACAUAAAAGAAAUGAGAGCAGUGGUGCGUGAUAUUAAGAGGGAGCACAGUGAACUCCGCGCAAAGUUUGAGACAUAUUUUCAGUUGAUGAGACAAGCUGGUCCUACAGAACAAGCUGUGAACUCAAGCUAA
Eruca vesicaria subsp. sativa (arugula) is the source of this 471-nucleotide messenger RNA. Lineage: Eukaryota; Viridiplantae; Streptophyta; Magnoliopsida; Brassicales; Brassicaceae. The record is from the annotation of a GenBank genome assembly.